This is a messenger RNA of Anisakis simplex (herring worm), 858 nucleotides long. NCBI's taxonomy places the organism in Eukaryota, Metazoa, Nematoda, Chromadorea, Rhabditida, Anisakidae. The record is from the annotation of a GenBank genome assembly.
AGUGUUUGUGCGAUAUGUUUCGCACUUUUGGUUGAUCGAGGACUGGUGAAAUACGAAGAUCUUGUUACGAAGUAUUGGCCAGAAUUCGGACAAAAUGGCAAGGAAACCAUCACUAUUGAUCAACUGCUUGCCCAUCAGGCAGGAUUAGCGUUCGUCGAUGGAAAAAUCGAAGAAGCCGACGUGAAGGAUUGGACGAGGAUGUCGAAAUUAUUUGAACAACAGAAACCGAAUUGGACACCCGGAGAAUGUGUUGGCUAUCAUGCGAUGACAAUCGGCUGGUUGUAUGAUCAGUUGGUGAGACGAAUUGAUCCAAAGAAGCGGUCGCUAUCGACGUUUUUCAAGGAAGAAAUCGCCAUACCAUACGAUAUUGAGUUAGUGAUCGGUGCCGGAGCCGAACUCGAGCAUCGCAUAGCACGAUUGUCUGCAUCCAAUAAGAUCACGGCUCUACGAGAAAUAGUACAAUAUCCAAUUAUACUGAGGAUGGUUUGGAACUUAAUCGCCGCUCAAACGUACAGCUAUAACUUAUUGAGUAAAGUUGCACACAAUGUGGCUUGGUUGGGAAAUGUAAUUUUUUUCAACCAAAAUUUCGAAUAUUUUCAGACUGAAUUUCAGAACGUUUUACUUCUGAACAAUCCAGAUUUUCGGAGCCUGGAAAUGCCCUCGGCAACCGGCAUGAGUACAGCGCGAGCACUGGCCAAACUGCAUUCGUUGGUCACAUCAGGCAAACUGCUUAAGCCAUCAACCAUGCAGAGGAUCACCUCACCGGUUGUUGUCGAUCAGUUGGAUCUGGUCUUGAACAUCCCGGAAACGAAAGGAAAAGGAUUCAUUUUUACAAAAAAUAUCAAGGUUUUCACAUGA